This is a messenger RNA of Cucurbita moschata (crookneck pumpkin), 3215 nucleotides long. RefSeq names its product mitochondrial substrate carrier family protein C-like. The coding region runs from base 364 to 2832 and encodes 822 amino acids. The record is from RefSeq and is a predicted model, not a curated record. Gene Ontology annotation, biological process: transmembrane transport. The transcript is spliced from 8 exons. Lineage: Eukaryota; Viridiplantae; Streptophyta; Magnoliopsida; Cucurbitales; Cucurbitaceae. Gene Ontology annotation, cellular component: mitochondrial inner membrane. Gene Ontology annotation, molecular function: S-adenosyl-L-methionine transmembrane transporter activity; calcium ion binding.
UAGGCUUUCCGGUCUUCAACUGCUGGCUCCUUCUCCUUCUGCUUCGUCUGCCACUCGUCUCUCCCGGUUUCGAACACAAAGCAUAAACCAAACCCAUUGCUCAAAUUCCACUCGUCUCCUUCUCCACUUUUCCUUCGAUUCCUGCUUCAAUGGCGAGCUAGAACUCUCUUCUUUCUGUUUCUUUCUGUUGCACAAAUGGACUGUUCCUGAUUCCUGCCGAAAUGUGUGAUACGAAUCGAUUUCAACUCCGUCUGUUUGGGUUUUGUCGCUUUCGGAUUCAAUUAUCAAUCUCUUUCAUCGCUUCUCCACACCGCCUGUCCGGCGAUUUCGUUGAAGAUUUGUGUAGUUUAGGAGUUUUUAGUUAUGGUGUCUGCUAAUGACCCAAUCGAAUCCUUUUUCAACUCGAUUCAAGUCGUUAAAGAAGCGCUUUCUCCUGUUGAAUUUGGCUUCCGGAAAGUGGCUAAAGAUCUUGAGUACUGUUUCCCGAGGCAUAAUAAUGAAGAGAAUUUUACUAGAUUGAUUUUGCGACCUAAGGAUGAGGAUAAGAAGAGCGAAGGUGAGAUCUGUGGUACGAAGAAGCGGGGUCCUUCUGUCGUUAGAGAUAAGCAGAAACAAGGCCUAUUGAUUAAGGUUCCAGUAAAGGCUUUAUUCGGAAAUUUGUCGCAGAGUAAUGGAAAUUCGGAGGCUUCUGAGAAUGCAUUGAAAGAGGAAGAUUUGGCUAAGGAUAAGGCCUCUUGUGCAAACUGCUUGCAGUUUGCAGUCUCUUGGUCUCUAUUGGUUAACACUGUCGUUCAGGCACUUCCCCGUCCUUUUAAAACAAUUAAGAAGCGAUUACAGAAAACGGAUGAGGAAGAAAAGGUAGGUUUGUGCAUGAAGCAAAAAAUUUUACGCGAGUCAAAACAGAGGCAAAAGGAGAAGCAUCAUACUAAUCCAUUGCAAGAAAGUUUGAGGCACGAUGAAGGCAAACUUGUGCCAUUUGAAUGCUUAAUUGGUUUUGUUUUUGAUCAGUUGACACAAAAUCUUCAUAAGUUUGACCCGGACGGGGCAGGAAAUGUUGAUGAAAGCAGUGAUAGUUCCCCACAAUCACCAUUGCCCCCUCUGAUUGAUCAUUUCAAGGCUGUGGCAAGCAUUUGGGAAGGUCGAAAAGCAGAAGUAAAUGGGUUUUUCGGGAACUUGCGGUUUGCAAGAGUUGGAGGUGUCCCAUCAGGCAUAGUGGGAGUCAGUUCUACUGUGAACGAGGGGGAUGAUGGGGUCUCUGCUCAGAAUAGGGAAGAAACUAGUGGCAUUUCACCACAGAAGCUAGCAAGUGGUAUCCUUAGCAUUCCUCUUUCUAACGUUGAACGCUUGCGAUCCACAUUGUCUACCGUGUCGUUGACAGAGCUUAUUGAGCUUUUACCACAUGUUGGGCGGUCUUCUAAAGAUUAUCCAGAUAAGAAGAAGCUGAUCUCAGUUCAGGACUUCUUCAGAUACACAGAGGCCGAAGGAAAGAGGUUCUUUGAGGAGCUGGAUAGGGACGGUGAUGGCCAAGUGAAUAUGGAGGAUCUUGAAAUUGCAAUUAGAAAGAGAAAAUUGCCCAAACGAUACGCCCGGGAGUUCAUGAAUCGCACUAGAAGUCACAUGUUUUCAAAGUCAUUUGGUUGGAAGCAAUUUUUGUCCUUCAUGGAACAGAAGGAACCAACCAUUCUACGUGCAUAUACUUCUCUCUGCCUGAGCAAGUCGGGAACUUUGCAAAAAAGUGAAAUAUUGGCAUCACUUAAGAAUGCUGGACUCCCAGCCAAUGAAGACAAUGCUGUUGCUAUGAUGCGAUUUCUGAAUGCAGACACAGAAGAAUCUAUCUCAUAUGGACAUUUCCGAAAUUUUAUGCUUCUUCUUCCUUCAGAUCGACUGCAGGAAGAUCCACGGAGUAUCUGGUUUGAAGCUGCUACAGUUGUUGCUGUUCCACCACCUGUGGAAAUACCUGCUGGCAGCGUUCUAAGAUCUGCAUUGGCUGGUGGCCUUUCUUGUGCUCUGUCUACUUCUUUAAUGUUCCCAAUCGAUACAAUCAAGACUCGUGUACAGGCAUCAACGUUGACUUUCCCUGAAAUCAUAUCCAGGAUUCCACAGAUUGGUGUGCGAGGUCUAUACCGCGGUUCUAUUCCUGCCAUUCUAGGACAGUUUUCAAGUCAUGGAUUACGAACUGGAAUAUUUGAAGCAACUAAACUUCUUUUGAUAAAUGUAGCUCCAACACUCCCAGACAUACAGGUUCAAUCCCUCGCAUCGUUCUGGAGUACAUUUUUGGGUACUGCAGUGCGGAUCCCAUGUGAGGUAUUAAAGCAGAGGUUGCAAGCAGGACUCUUUGACAAUGUAGGCCAGGCAAUUCUCGGGACUUGGAACCAAGAUGGCCUAAAGGGAUUCUUCCGUGGGACCGGUGCCACUCUUUGUAGGGAAGUUCCGUUCUAUGUUGCCGGCAUGGGACUUUAUGCUGAAUCCAAAAAGGCUGUUGAGAAACUUCUUUCACGGGAACUGGAACCAUGGGAAACAAUUGCAGUCGGAGCAUUGUCAGGUGGCCUCGCUGCUGUUGUUACCACACCUUUCGACGUAAUGAAAACAAGAAUGAUGACAGCCCAGGGUCGAUCAGUUUCAAUGUCGUUUGUUUUCAUUUCAAUUCUUCGCCACGAGGGCCCCAUCGGCUUGUUCAAAGGAGCAUUGCCCAGGUUCUUCUGGAUCGCCCCCUUAGGAGCCAUGAACUUUGCAGGCUAUGAACUAGCAAGGAAAGCAAUGGACAAAAAUGAAGAGCUAGCAGCAGCUCAACAAUUGUCUCAAAAGAAAGCAGCAGCAGCUGGUUCUGGUUAAAACUUUCACCCCCUUUUUUGGAUCAUACAUAUCUUCCUUCACGAGGCCGUGGUUUUGAGGCAUCAUCGUCGACGUAAAACCCGCAACCCUCUCUGUGGUUCUUCUGGGAUUUCCUUUUCCUCGCUAUAUUUUUACAGAAAUCAGUUGGAUUUUCAUGUUUGUUUCAAUCUAACUUCUUUUAGCUUUUCAUUUUUUUUCCUUGUGGAGACAUUUGAGCUUCCCUUUCUCUGGCUAUUUAGAUUAAAAAGAAAAAAAAAAAUACAUGCCUAGUGUAUUUUUGCCCGAACAAGUUCCAAGGUGCACAUUUUUGUACAUUUAUGCCACCUCUUAUGUUUUCCACGAUAUUCUCUACUACUUUUACAUGGAUAUAUACAUGGUUUUUA